ACUCCGCCACUGCGACUGCAAAAUGGUAACUACAAAGGAAUUCAUACAAAUUGGGGAAUCUCUUCCCCACGACACCGAUUCGGAUUGGGCAAAUCAAAGCAUCCAAAAAGUUUUUCUUUAAUAAAUUUUGAAAAAGUUUUAGAUCGUUCAUCUUGGCACCAUUAUCAUCUCUGCAAAUUGGAUUUAACUUUGAAAAGCAACUGUUUCUGAAUUUGGUUUGAAGAACUUGUUGGGAGGGGAAAGAAAGAGAUCUUCCUCUUCCCUGAUUUAUCGAGAAGAUCCGAUAGAUUGCAUUUCCGUUGAAGUUUUGAUUGGGUAGAUCGGAUCUUGGUUUGUAAAUUGAUGGAGUUGGGCCAUGGCGGCCAUUAUUGCAUUAAGAGACGGUAUUUCGACUGUGAAUGGCCUCAACAGCUGCUUGUAUUCACCAGCCAAGGAGAAGGCCUCCACCAGGGGAGUAUUCAGCAGUCGCUCUCCGCUUCUGCUACGGCGGAUCCGUCAGUUACUUGGGGUUGGCAAGGUUAAGCUGCUUUUUGCCUUGGGUGUUUUCUUCGCCAUUCUUUUCAUUGGUUCCAAGAUCGGUUCGUUAAUGGGAUGGAACCCUCAUUAUCCUUCUUCGGUUUCUUCUCCUUCUAGAGGUGGUUACACAGUGCUGAUUAACACAUGGAAGCGCAAUUCCCUUCUUAAGCAAGCCGUUGGUCAUUAUGCAUCCUGUAGUGGAGCUGAUGCUAUACGUGUGGUUUGGAGUGAGAGUGAUCCACCAUCAGAGAGCCUGAAAGCCUAUCUUAAGCAUAUUGUUCAGUCGAAGUCACAAACUGCUCAUAAACCAAACUUCAAAUUUGACCUGAAUGAGGAGGACAAUCUAAAUAAUAGAUUUAAGCCAAUUGAGGACCUCAGGACAGAUGCGAUUUUUUCUGUGGAUGAUGAUGUUAUCGUUCCCUGCACUACUCUGGAUUUCGCAUUUACUGUAUGGCAAAGUGCCCCAUCCACAAUGGUGGGAUUUGUUCCCCGCAUGCAUUGGCUAGAUGUGGAGGAUGGGGUUGCUUAUUAUAAAUAUGGAGGUUGGUGGUCAGUUUGGUGGAUGGGUACUUACAGUAUGGUCCUGUCAAAAGCGGCAUUCUUUCACAGAAAGUACUUGGAUUUCUACACAUACACAAUGCCUUCAUCAAUACAUGAUUAUGUGACUAGGGAAAGAAACUGUGAAGACAUUGCAAUGUCUCUUCUUGUUGCAAAUGCCACGGGUGCCCCUCCGAUCUGGGUUAAAGGGAAGAUAUAUGAGAUUGGAUCAUCAGGCAUCAGUAGUCUGAAUGGGCACACUAGUAGAAGGAAUAAAUGCCUCAACGACUUCAUUUCCCUUUAUGGAACCAUGCCUCUAGUAUCAACCAAUUUAAAAGCAGUGGAUGCAAGACAUGAGUGGUUCUGGUAGUAAUUGAGGUGGUCGAUUCAUUUAUCACCAAUCAGGCUAUCACUUGUAACCUGAUUUGGGUAUGAGGCAGUACACAGCAGGACUAGGCUAUAGAGAUGGUGUAGUUUACACUAUGAACCCAACAAUCCAUUUUGGUAUUUAUUGUUGAUUAUUCUUUUACCAUCUGAAA
Macadamia integrifolia is the source of this 1592-nucleotide messenger RNA. Its product is annotated as glycosylinositol phosphorylceramide mannosyl transferase 1-like. Gene Ontology annotation, cellular component: membrane. NCBI's taxonomy places the organism in Eukaryota, Viridiplantae, Streptophyta, Magnoliopsida, Proteales, Proteaceae. The transcript has 5 exons. The coding region runs from base 356 to 1423 and encodes 355 amino acids. The record is from RefSeq and is a predicted model, not a curated record. Gene Ontology annotation, molecular function: glycosyltransferase activity.